AUGAAGUCACUAACCGAAAGAUACUGCGAGUUAUUGGCAGGGGCCGCUGCGAGCUUCGCUACCGCCUCCCUCGGCUGUAGUAUCGCGUGGCCAACGUCCGUGCUACCGAAACUAACCACACUAUCAAAGGACAAUCCCCUCGGUGCCUCACUCAUUCAUCACGAUGCUCGAUCGUGGAUCGAUAUAGCUCCGGCAAUCGGUGGUAUCAUUGGGCCACUGGUGGCAUGCUGGAUAGCAGAUCGAAAUGGACGCCGUGUAGCACUCCUGUUCAACACCGCAUUCUACGUGGUUAGCUGGUUAACGUUCCUGUUCGUCGCCACAGUUGAGCAGCUGAUCGUUGCUCGGGCUUUGUGUGGCUUCGCCAACGGUUACGUAUUGCUAGCCGCAACCCUCUACAUCACUGAAGUGGCCUGCGACCGGUAUCGGGAUAUGCUCGGUUGCUAUCUGCAGAUCGGUACCACCUUCGGUAUCCUGUACGUGUACUGCCUUGGACCGUAUGUCAACUACCAAAUCGUGCAUGCCCUCUGCUGUGUCCUAUCGAUACUGUUUAGUGUGCUGUUCGUGUACAUGCCCGAAACUCCGCAUUAUUUGAUAUCCCGGGGACGAUUCCGGCAAGCGAUCGAUUCCCUGUUGUUCCUGCGCGGUGUUAACCAUGACAAUGAGGUACGCGAUGAGCUUGACGAGCUGGUACGGUACACCGUCAGACCAACCUGCAAGACAUCUUACUAUUACCAAGACAAUGUGCUACAGCGAGUGGCCAUGCAGCUACUACUCCUCUUCACUGAUCGCGCCAACGGUAAAGCGUUGCUGAUCAGUUUGGGUUUGGUGGUGUGUCAACAGUGGACCUACAUCGACGGUAUCCUGGGCAACUGCACAGAACUAUUCACGAAGGUGUCAACAAAACUUAGGCCCGAACAUGCCACCAUCAUUCUGGGCAUAGUACAGUUCUUCUUCAGCUGCCUGUCACCCUUCAUCCUCGGUCGCUUUAAUAGACGCUCGAUUCUUAUGUACUCUGCGAUCGGAAUGGCCAUGGCCUUCGUGACGCUCGCCAUCUACUUUCAACUGAGAACGAACGGUGUGCUGCCACGGGAUACGUUUAGUUACCACUGGAUACCGCUGGCCGCUUCGCUUGUCUUUGUGGCUCUCUACAAUGGUGGCUUUGGUCCAGCGGCAUGGGCACUCGUCAUGGAGCUGUUUGCCCAUCAGGUGAAACCACUGGGUCUCUCGCUUAAUGUAUCCUGCCUGCUGCUCAGUGACUUUGUUGUCCUUCGGUUGUUCUCGUUUGUGACGGGUUCCGUCGGGCUGGAAUGGGCCUUCUGGAUGUUAGCCUUCUCCUGCACGUUGGCAUUCGGGUUCUCCUGUUUGUUCGUGAUCGAGACACGGGGUCUUACGCUGUGUGACAUUCAGGAGCGCUUGGCUGACACGAACAAAAAGCUCUCUACCAGAUAACUCGCCUCUCGUAUCACACGACAGAAACAAUACGCACAGGGAGCGGGUUACGCACAAGCUUCCAACUGAAAGAACGAGUAAGGAAAAGAGAUAAAUAGAGAGAGCACGAGGUGAAGCGAUAGGAGUACUGGCGGUAAGGUUGUUGGCAACGGGUUUGUUUUGCCUGGUAUGCCGCGAGUAACAUAACAUUUUAGCGCGACGCAGGGAGCUUCAUAGUCCAUCCUCGAUGAGAUAAUGUGGAACGUGAGACUCUGCCCAUCAACCGGGAAUUCGUUGGGGGUUCCUUACGAUGCCACAGCGAAGUGUUAUGCAAGAUCGCAAUGCUUGGCCGGUCGCGACGGUUUUGCGAUCAGGCGGUUGUAUGUCAGAUGCGUGCACUUGGUAGCGGUUUCAUCGUAGCCGUCGACAUCGAGCUGAUAAGGAAGAAAGCAAAACCACGCGCACCCGGUCUACCGCUC
This is a messenger RNA of Anopheles darlingi, 1907 nucleotides long. RefSeq names its product facilitated trehalose transporter Tret1-like. The transcript has 2 exons. Gene Ontology annotation, biological process: transmembrane transport. Gene Ontology annotation, cellular component: membrane. Bases 1 to 1449 code for a protein of 482 amino acids. Gene Ontology annotation, molecular function: transmembrane transporter activity. NCBI's taxonomy places the organism in Eukaryota, Metazoa, Arthropoda, Insecta, Diptera, Culicidae. The record is from RefSeq and is a predicted model, not a curated record.